Molecule: messenger RNA, 933 nt
Organism: Alternaria triticimaculans
Lineage: Eukaryota; Fungi; Ascomycota; Dothideomycetes; Pleosporales; Pleosporaceae
Exons: 4
Coding region: 1-933 (310 amino acids)
Source: RefSeq, a predicted model, not a curated record
AUGCCGGCUUUAACUCGGCCACGGUUAGCUCGGACAGCGAAGAAGGCACUGUCGGCGGACAUCCUGAGAUAUCUAGAGCCUCAUGAUCAGGACGAAGACCAGGAUCAGGACGAAGACCAGGAUCAGAGUGAAGACCAGCAUCAGGACGAAGACCAGUAUCAGAGUGAAGACCGGCAUCAGGAAGAAGACCAGCAUCAGGACGAAGACCAGUAUCAGGACGAAGACCAAUAUCAAGAUCAAGACCAGUAUCAAGAUGAAGACCAGUAUCAGGACGAAGACCAAUAUCAAGAUCAAGACCAGUUGGCCACCAUCAAAGAGGAGGACACUUUAGGAGAUGUGUAUGAUUUUCAAGAGGGGUCUGAUUUAGAAGAUGAGUAUGCUUCGCAAGAUGAGUAUGCCUCGCAAGAGGAGCAUGAAGUAUGGGAGGAGCAUGAGAAGCAAGAGGAGCAUGAAGUAUGGGAGGACCAACGGAAGCGACCUAGGAAGCGGCGUCUUUUCAGGGACCACCAGCCUCUUCAGGUCCAGACGGCUGCCCAGAAGACAUCAUCAGUGGAGCAGGACGAACUCGACGCAAAUGGCUUUCACCUAUCAGACUUUGAGGACGAGAGCGAUCCGCAGACCAUCGGCGCUGAGCGACUUGCAUGGUCACCUGUUCACGUCCCCUUCUCCGACGAUGCCUUGUUUGACAUCACCCUGACUGGCGACGAUGUUGUGCGCAUGGUCGAAACCGCCUUUCCUGACUCGCUCAACGAGCACCUCCAGAGCUCACCGCCCUUCAGCAUACCUGUCCAAGAGAUCAAUCCGCAUACCUGGCCCUUGACGAACCCUGUUAUUGACAGCCUGUGGAAUGAAGCAGCCGCUGCGGAGGUUGCGCUUGACAUCCCCGACACGUAUGGAACAAUUAUUGUAGCGGAACCUGCACCUCAUACGUAA